Molecule: messenger RNA, 1365 nt
Organism: Bacillus rossius redtenbacheri
Lineage: Eukaryota; Metazoa; Arthropoda; Insecta; Phasmatodea; Bacillidae
Product: gastrula zinc finger protein XlCGF7.1-like
Exons: 5
Coding region: 349-1299 (316 amino acids)
Source: RefSeq, a predicted model, not a curated record
GAGUAGUGUCUGCUAAGUGAUGUUCUUCAUAUAAAGGGGGGGGGGGGGAGGAAUAACUUUUGUGGACAUAUUUUACCGGCUUCUCUUGGUUGGCUGGUUCAAAUCUCUGUUAUCAGGGCAGUUCUAAGUUUAUGUUGUGUUAUAUUUGCAUAUAAACUUUUAUUGUCACUCGGGCCGGCUUGCACAUUCGUGACUGUAGGCAAAGAAAGGUGAUGUGUCGGCCCUGGAGAUGACGGGCCCGGCCGGCGCACCCCCGGGUGCUCGGAGCGGGCAGAGCUGACGUGCUGCCGUGUCCCAGCACGGCCGGGCGAUGCUGCCCGCUCCCGACGGCUCCGGCCCGAGCCCAACAUGGACUUCAUGGCGGUGGCAGCGCAGGCACUAGACGCAGCAGCAAUGUGCCAUCUGAGUGACAAUGCGCAGUUGCAGGACCACCUGUUGUGCAGUCGCAGCGACCAGGCCCUGCCUGCGACCACGGAGCAGAUCCUCCGCAAGCGAGCGCCCUCGGAACUCCCGCGUGGCCCGGCAGCGAGCUGUCUCCUGGCAACAGAUGCCGAGGCCUUGUCGGUGGUUUCCCCUGACCAGUUGGCGGCAGUGGCCGAGAGCAGCUUGGCCACCGACCCUGCGUUGUUCCCAAUCACCCUGUGUGAAGCGGUCUACAAGAAGAGGUGCGCCCCGGAGGGACCCAGGAGCUUCACGUGCUCCACGUGCGGGGGCCAGUACAAGCGACGGGAGUCCCUGAAGAGGCACCUGCUGAAGCACAGCGGAGAGAAGCCCUUCGCCUGCCCCGUGUGCAGCCUGCAGUUCUGCCGCAAGUGCCAGCUGACGCGCCACGCCCUGGUGCACACGUGCGAGAAGCCCCACGCCUGCGCCGACUGCGGCGCAAGGUUCCGCGACCGGGGCAACCUCCGCACGCACCGGCUGGUGCACACGGGCGAGAAGCCCUUCCAGUGCCCGGAGUGCGGGGCGCGCUUCCGGGACCGCAGCAACCUCAGGAGGCACCUGCUCACGCACGGCGCGGCCAGGCGCUUCGCCUGCGUCGCCUGCGCGGCCCGGUUCAAGCGCAAGGGCGACCUGAAGACGCACGCGCUCACCCACACGGGCGAGAAGCCCUUCUCGUGCCACGUGUGCGGCACGGGGUUCGUGGUGAGGAGCAGCCUCAACAAGCACCUGUUCACCCACACGGGGGAGAAGCCCUUCCAGUGCCCGGACUGCGGCGUGGCCUUCCAGCAGCUGCGGUACCUCAGGAGGCACUCUGCGCUGCACGCCGGCGACCAGCCCCUCGACUUCUCCCUCCGCUGAUCACGUCUGCAGCUUAUAUUGUUGAUGGUUUCACAGUUUCAUAUGUAUUACAAAAGAAAAUAGUGA